Corylus avellana is the source of this 763-nucleotide messenger RNA. RefSeq names its product basic leucine-zipper 8 (gene BZIP). NCBI's taxonomy places the organism in Eukaryota, Viridiplantae, Streptophyta, Magnoliopsida, Fagales, Betulaceae. The record is from RefSeq and is a predicted model, not a curated record. Gene Ontology annotation, molecular function: DNA-binding transcription factor activity. Gene Ontology annotation, biological process: regulation of DNA-templated transcription.
CCCUACCCUCUUCAACACAAUCUCAAACACACACAACCCUUGAAGAAGAAGCAUAUCAUCAUCAUCAUCAUCAUCUUCGAUCGAAGAUUGAAGCAUGCUUCCAGCUGAGAUCACAGGAACCCAGAUUCCAAUUCCCGCUAACUUUGGCAUGAUGCAGAGCAACACACCAGACUUUUACUUCAAUAGAUUCUUAACCAACUUACCCAACUCCCACUUCUCUUCACAGUACUGCAGUAUGAGCAACAACUCCAGCACUUCUGAUGAAGCUGAGGAGCACCAACUCAGCAUCAUCGAUGAAAGGAAGCAGAGGAGAAUGAUUUCUAACAGAGAAUCUGCUCGCAGAUCACGGAUGAGGAAACAAAAGCACCUUGAUGAACUCUGGUCGCAGGUGCUCAGGCUUCGAACAGAGAACCGCAAUCUGAUAGACAAGGUGACUCAUGUAACUGAGUGCUAUGACAGGGUUCUUCAGGAGAAUGCAAGACUCAAGGAAGAAGCUUCUGAUCUUCGCGAAAUGCUUACAAACCUGCAAAUCGGCAGUCCUUACACUACUCCUACUUUCAGAGAUUUGGAAGAGGUCGUCCCUUGCAACGCUGCUCAUCUCAGAGCUGAAUCCUCAAACCAAUCCAUCUCUAAUUCUGUAGACUUGCUUCAUUAAGAUAUGUCAUGGGGGGGGGGCUCUUUUUUUUUUUUUCCAUAAUAACCAGUCUAUGUUUCUCAUGUCAUGUGUUUGUGUGCGAAAAUAGACCUUCCAAUAACAACUUCU